This is a messenger RNA of Babesia microti strain RI, 2670 nucleotides long. RefSeq names its product AAA domain. NCBI's taxonomy places the organism in Eukaryota, Apicomplexa, Aconoidasida, Piroplasmida, Babesiidae. The coding region runs from base 1 to 2670 and encodes 889 amino acids. Gene Ontology annotation, molecular function: ATP hydrolysis activity; zinc ion binding; 5'-3' DNA helicase activity. The transcript has 2 exons. The record is from RefSeq and is a predicted model, not a curated record.
AUGCAGUUCCUCUCCCUGUCAUGUGCGGCUACGCAUUAUGGAGGACAUAUGAAUGAAUUCCUAAGGAAACAGUUUUAUCUACUCACGCAUGAGGAACUUAUUGAAGAUGAAGAAUUUGAAAAAUUAGUUGAAGAAGCUAAAAAUAAUGUUAGUUCUGAAUAUUGUAGAAUUUGCUUGAUUGAAGAAUGGGCUCAUGGACAUUAUAUAAAAUUGAAUGUUGAAUAUACGAAAUUCCCGCAUCAAACUGGCGAGAUUGUCACUCUUAUUGGUAAAAUUAUACUAACUUCCACAAUUCUAUUUGACAAUGGCAAUUGUAUGAUCGUAUUUACCAGUGAUAAUGUAAAUUUGUUGUCAUUGGGUGAUAAAUUUAGGAUCAUAAAUGGUUGUAAUAAUGGCUACACAUUUUUAGUACACAAUUUAACUAUUGUAAGAGUGUCUAUGCUCCUAAAUAAAAAUAGGUUCCUGAAAAAUGUCAUCAAUGGCAUAUACACCAAAAAUGAAAAGAAAAAAUUAAAAUUAGACUAUAAACUGCAAUUAGACAAGUAUCAAAAGGAGGCAAUUGAGCAUGCAAUUAAAUCUAAGGACUUUGCUUGUAUUUGGGGGCCACCAGGCACAGGCAAAACAACUACACUAUCAGAACUCAUUCAUCAAUUGGUUAUAUCCGGUGAAACUGUAUUAGUUUCAUGCCCCAGUAAUUUUGCAGUGGAUUUAAUCUACUCUAAAACUGUAAGCAUAGGGGUUAGUUGUGUACGAGUUGGACGGGGCGCCGUUAUUAAGGAGUUGCAACUGAAGAUGGCCACAAUUGAAUCAUUAAAAAAUUUUUAUACAGAAAAUUCAUAUUCUACAAUAUUAAAUACUAACCAAGGUAGUUAUUCUAAGCGAAUGCAACUGUUGAAAAAAGCACGGGCAAUAUUUACUACCUGUCUAGGAACUAGUUCCAAGGAGAUUCAAAAUUUUAUCAAUAAAUAUAGAAAGUUUGACACCCUAAUCAUUGAUGAAUCUGGCAAUUCAUUGGAAUCUACGUGCUACAUUGGCAUGCUUACUGGUGUGAAACGAGUUGUGUUUGCUGGUGACCACUUUCAGCUCCCUCCAAUUGUUAAAUCACGUAUCAAGACUAGUUCUAUUCUAGAAAGACUAUAUCUUUCGUGUCCAAAUAGUUUUGUCAUGCUAAAACGCCAAUAUCGCAUGAAUCAACAAAUAGUUAAGUGGUCCAAUAACCAGUUCUACUCCAACAAACUAGAAUCAGAUUCUAGUGUUAAAAACUCUGUGCUGAAUGAACGAAUGGUGGAUUUUUAUCCACCAUUAAUAUGGUAUGAAAUUGAAGGGAUGGAAGAGUUUGAUAGUGGAUCUAUAUUCAAUAAAUUAGAAGCGUCAUAUGUUUUAGAUUACGUAAAAAUCAUUUCUUCCACUGCAGGAAUACAUCCUGAAUGUAUCACUGUUAUCACUCCGUACAGGGCACAAGCUAGGUUGUUACAAGAAUUAAUUGGAGUAACUACACAUAAUUUGCGGAUUUCUAGUAUUGAUGCAUCACAAGGCUUCGAAUCUGACGUUGUUAUAUUCUCACUGGUGUCUUGCAAUAGUGAAGGUAAUAUCGGGUUUCUGAGUGAUUAUAGGAGGAUGAAUGUUGCGAUUACUAGGGGUAAAAGACAUGUGGCAGUUUUUGGCUCUGCAAACACAUUUCAACGUAAUCACUCGCCUUACAAGGAUUUGCUGAAGGUAGUUAAAUUUGGUAGAUGUUGGUGGCGUUGUCAUUUUUUGGCGUUAAGAACUUGGCGUGAUUCUAUAGUCUAUUUUAUCAAUUACUUGAUCAAAACUUAUGGCAACAUUCCCAUCAAAACAACUUACGGUUCCAAUGGUUACAUGAAAUCUUCAAAUUUAAGAUUGGCUGAGCAAUGCAAAUAUGGAAAUAUUACGUAUGCAUUGCAGUACUUGACGCCUAAUCCCAUAUCGAAUAUCAUAAUGGCAAUAUGUUUACUGUACACUCUUAACGGAUCAAUUUCUCCUUUAUUUCAUCGUAUUGACGAUAAAGUUAUUGUAAUAUAUAACAACAUUAAUAUCAAUGCAGGCAGUAAUAGUGUAGAGACAAUCGAUUUAUCAUGGAUGGAAUAUUAUAUGAAAGUCAUAACGAAUUCACUAGCAUCUAGUAAUAGACUAUAUUUAUUGGAAGUGUUUUUUUAUAAUAUUAAUCUAUUGUUUACACUAUUCAUAUCAUUUAAUAACGAGCAUAGCAUUAAAAAUAUAACUACAGAAUUAAUGGAAUCAAGGUUGAUAGACACUAGUUAUGGAUUAGAAAACCCGGAUACAAUUUGUGGCCCUUAUGAGAUUGGUAAAUUGGAUGAAAAUGUUACAUACACGAACUAUGUUUCUACUGUUUCAAAGAAAAAGAAAAAGAAAAAGAAAAAAAAGAAGGAUAACUAUAACGAUGAUAAUGUUUCUAAUAUUGGAAAUUUUGAUUUAGAAGAUAACAACAUCCAUGACGAUACAGACUUGGAUGUGCUUCUAGACGAACUUCAUAGAUGCAAUUUAAAUGCUAAUAAAAACAACGUGACGAAGUGUGAAAAAAGCACAUUGAUGUAUGGAAUUACUUGUAAGUUAUGUAAGUUAAAAUUCUGCAUCGAACAUCGUAGUCCAGAGAAACAUAACUGUAAUAAUCUUGAUAGGAAGAGAUAG